AUGCGUUUCACCAUCACUACCGCUCUCGGAUGCUUGUUUGCUGCCAGCCUUGCACAUGCUCAACAAGGCCAAGCUCCUGCCGGUACGGAUCCACUUGAAGCUUUGGGUAACUACUGCAAGGUACUCGGCCCAACAGCUCAAGACCCUGUUGCAUUGACAACUGCGUUUUGCCAAAAUUUGGCUGCCGGUGAUGCAGCAACUGGUGCUAGCCAAGGUGGCGCUGCUGGUUCCAUCCCUGGUGUCAAGGAGUUGUGCGAAUUGGUCAAGACGGAACCAGCUCAAGCCCAACAAGCUGUAAACGCUGUUGAAGGCACAGCCCCACUCCCAGAAGCUGCCAAGGGUAUUCUUGACAAGGCUCAGAACAUUUGCAAGAAACAGGGUAAACCCACGUCCGCUGGUGGCAAGGACACCGCAAACACUGGUGCUCAAUAA
Molecule: messenger RNA, 432 nt
Organism: Lichtheimia ornata
Lineage: Eukaryota; Fungi; Mucoromycota; Mucoromycetes; Mucorales; Lichtheimiaceae
Exons: 1
Coding region: 1-432 (143 amino acids)
Source: RefSeq, a predicted model, not a curated record